AUGAGACAAAAGUCUCGUAUUCGUGAUAAUACAAGAUGCCAGAAUUUAAAAGAACGUUCAAAUGGUAAACAAUUCUCGUCAUAUAAAAAUCGUCAAUCUUUUGGCAAAGCAGUUAAACGUGUUAUUCAAUCAUUAUCAGAAGAUACAGAUAAACAUGUUACUCUGGUUCGUCAUAUUGCACAAGAACUUAAUGAUAUUCCAAAAACAAUUACUCAACAUCAACGUCAACAACGUUCGUUACCAAUCGAAUUGCAAGAAUUAAUUAUUAAAUUUUAUAAUCGAGACGAUAUUAGUUAUUAG
This is a messenger RNA of Rotaria sp. Silwood2, 300 nucleotides long. Lineage: Eukaryota; Metazoa; Rotifera; Eurotatoria; Philodinida; Philodinidae. The record is from the annotation of a GenBank genome assembly.